Molecule: messenger RNA, 923 nt
Organism: Lotus japonicus
Lineage: Eukaryota; Viridiplantae; Streptophyta; Magnoliopsida; Fabales; Fabaceae
Exons: 3
Coding region: 81-422 (113 amino acids)
Source: RefSeq, a predicted model, not a curated record
GUCCUCAUAACCAUAAUAAUAUUGAUCCAUGUUCAACUUUAACUUAGAGCUACAAGUUUCAAAUAUUUCACACAGAAAAAAUGAUGUUUCACAUGAUAAAAAAUCUUCGAACACACGCAUGGCUUCCACGAUCUCUCUUUUCCAACCUUGGUAGAGGAUCAACUUCUCCACUAAGAUUCUGCACCCACUCUCAUAAUACUUUGGAUAAGACUCAGAAACCAAGUGAAAAAUCUGCAGAGGAUGUGAAUUCAUCUGCGGGAGGGUAUGCUCAGAGGUCAGAUGAAAAAGGAUUUGAAGGGGGAAAUGGUGGAAAUAAUGCAAAGUCAAAAAUUGAGAUGGAUAAGUUCAUCCAUGAAAAUCACCCAGCUUAUGACAAGACGCAGGUAAAUGAGUCGAAGGAGAAGAAAAACACAAGACACUAAAAAUAAGCCACAAUGCCUAGGAUACAUUGUGAUAUUAUAAUGAAGCUAUGAUACAUUGUGAUAUUAUGUAAUUAAGCUAUGAUACAUUGUUAUUAAUUUAGGCAAAGGCAUUUAUGUAAUUAAGCUAUGAUACAUUGAGAUUAUAAUGAAGCUCUUCAACUUUUAUUACAGUCAACACAAUAAUACCUCAGAGCACAUUCAUACAUCUACUCACGUUCGAACAGACAUUGUAACAUGAGGAUGCCGUGGAUUAAUAGAUCAGUUCGACAUUGAUGAUAAAACAUUUAUCAUCAAAGUCAUGCAUCAACAACACUUUAUCCAUUUCAUCUUUUGUUAUACAACCCGUUUAAGGGAUCCAUAUUGUGAUAUUAUAUUAGUGUAGCAAGUAUAUUAGUAAACGCGAGCUUUAGGAGGGAAUGUUUCAACCUCAUCGUCCAGAGUAUUCAAGUGCACCGGCCUGUAGUCUAACCGCACCUUCUCGUUUUUCCAGUAUCUGCAAAU